AUAAAAACCUCUGAAUCUGUUCUUUGUACUACGUAUGCAAGUGAAACACACUUACUUCUGUUUUCACAUAUCUUUCUCUUCUAGUGAGAUACUCUUCCAAGCCACAAAACACUUCCUGCUCGGAAUCUAUUUCUUAACUACCACUGCCAUUUUGAAGACCCUGCCUCAAAAAUGCAAGCUCAGUCGCCGGUGGUGAUUGUGUCUCAGCCUGGAUGCGGUCCCAUGCCCCAAACCUCCAACUGGCAGACAGGCAUGUGUGAUUGCUUCAGUGACUGCGGAGUCUGUCUGUGUGGCACAUUCUGUUUCAUGUGCCUCGCAUGUCAAGUUGCAGCUGACAUGAAUGAAUGCUGUCUGUGUGGGACAUCCGUAGCAAUGAGGACCCUCUACCGGACCCGAUACGGCAUCCCUGGAUCCAUUUGUGAUGACUAUAUGGUGACCCUUUGCUGUCCUCAAUGUUCCCUUUGCCAAAUCAAGAGAGACAUCAACAGAAGGAGAGCCAUGCGUACUUUCUAAAAAAACGAUGGUGAAAAGCUCUUAUCGAAGCAACAAAAGUCAGCAGACACCUCUUCAGCUUGAGUCCUCCUCCGCGUUUUGCAACUGAAAUAUGAUAGAUCUCUUUAAUCACAAUCAAUGGGGUAAAAAAAGAUGGAAUUUUGAUUUAUUUUAAAUGAAUGUUUUCCCUUAGUUUUGCUAAAUGGUCCCGCUUAGUUUCUCCUUGCUUUCAUACUAUUAAAUUUUCUGGCUUAUGAAUUUUGUGUUACACUUGGCACAUAAACAAAAUAAAAGAUUUUACUAAACAAGA
Ailuropoda melanoleuca (giant panda) is the source of this 802-nucleotide messenger RNA. RefSeq names its product placenta-specific gene 8 protein. Lineage: Eukaryota; Metazoa; Chordata; Mammalia; Carnivora; Ursidae. The record is from RefSeq and is a predicted model, not a curated record. Bases 172 to 513 code for a protein of 113 amino acids. The transcript has 5 exons.